Messenger RNA from Dinoponera quadriceps, 1319 nucleotides. It is a transcript of the gene eIF3m, whose product is annotated as eukaryotic translation initiation factor 3 subunit M. Gene Ontology annotation, molecular function: translation initiation factor activity. NCBI's taxonomy places the organism in Eukaryota, Metazoa, Arthropoda, Insecta, Hymenoptera, Formicidae. Gene Ontology annotation, cellular component: eukaryotic translation initiation factor 3 complex; cytoplasm. The record is from RefSeq and is a predicted model, not a curated record. The coding region runs from base 98 to 1273 and encodes 391 amino acids. The transcript has 7 exons. Gene Ontology annotation, biological process: cytoplasmic translational initiation.
UCGGCCGUGUGCGACGUAAGCGCCUAUUUUUUCAUUUAAUUUCCAAUAGCUUUAACGAUCGGAUUUUACCACGUGAAACGUACUAUCUCUCAUCAAAAUGCAGGUUCCACCAAUUUUUAUGGAAUUGCCGCUAGAUGAUCAGGCACAAGAGCUAAGGGUAUAUUUUAAAAGUCUCGGUGCAGAAAUCAGCGAAGAGAAAUCUCCCAAAGGUAUAGAAGAUGACUUACACAAGAUUAUUGGAGUGUGUGAGGCAUGUUUCAAAGAAGGUAAUGAAAGUGAGAUAGAAUCUGUGUUAAAUGAUAUCGUUUCCAUCAUGAUCCUGAUACCUACGGAACGUGCGGAAAAUCUUAUUUUAGCAUUUUGUGAAAAACUUAUAAAGGCACCUGGAUAUAAGCUAGGAUUGGUGUGCCUAAAAGCUUUAUGGUUACUAUUUCAGUCUCUGGCUGACGAUUCUCCAAUGAGAUAUCACGUUUAUUACCAUUUAGUGCAAAUAGCUCGCAAUGUCGACCAAGUAAAAGCAGUGUAUGGUGGAAUAGACCAAUUGAAGCAACAAUUUGCUUCCUUUCCACCAUCAAAUGAACAAAUGCAAAAAUUACUGCGUUUGCUACACGAAGUUCUCCUGAGCUGCAAGCAAGGAGAGCAAGCAGCAGCAGUCAUGGUAGAACUCUUAGGGACUUAUACAGCAGAGAAUGCUUCUGCAGCGAGAGAGGACGCACAACGUUGCAUAUUGGCUGCAUUAGCAGACCCGAAUACAUUCUUAUUAGAUCCGCUCUUGGCCUUGAAACCCGUGAGAUUCCUGGAGGGCGAACUGAUACACGAUUUACUUCUCGUGUUCGUGCAGGACAAACUGCCGGCGUAUUUAUACUUCUAUCAACAUCACAAGGAAUUUGUCGAGCAUCAACUUGGUUUAAAUCACGAGCAAAACAUGAAGAAGAUGAGAUUGUUGACCUUUAUGCAACUCGCCGAGACUAAUCCGGAAAUGUCUUUCGAUACGAUACAGGAAGAGCUGCAGAUCGGUGAAAGUGAAGUGGAAAGUUUCAUAAUCGACGUUUUAAAGACAAAACUUGUAAGAGCGCGCAUGGAUCAAGCGGGUCGUAAAGUAUUAAUCUCGAGCACGAUGCAUAGAACCUUCGGACGUCCGCAGUGGAUGCAAUUACGAGAUUUACUUGUAUCGUGGAAAGCUAAUCUCGCAGCCGUUCAAGACGGAAUGAAGACUGUGGCCGCUGCACAAAUAGAACUCGCGACGAAAAAUAAAGCUACGCUUGGUCAUUAACGCUGAAAGAUUUAAUAAAUCGAUAACACACACGAGUGUACAAUGA